UAAAUUUAUUUCUAUUGAAGAAGUCGAUACUCACAAAUUAGUAAUGGCUGCCAAAAAAACUGAGGCCAUUAUUGUAAGAUCCAUUCAAAAGGCAUUAGAUGAUUAUGAUGGAAACAAGGAUGGUAAAAUCUCUUGGGAUGAAAUGUGUAGUGUCUACAGAAAAGACCCAGAUGUCGGUGAAUAUCGUUGUGAUGGAAUGACCAACAGUGUCUUCGGCUCAUUGGGUGUAGGUAAAGACAAAUGUGUCACUAAAGAUGAACUAAGAACUUACUUUAAGAAAAUAUUAGCUGAAAAUCCAUCCCAAUAAACCAUAGAUUGUUAUAUAUUGGUUUCUUAAUCAAUAAUGAAUUAUAUAAAGUAAUUAAAUAAAUACAAAAAUCAACUCUAAAAAUAAAUUCACAUAUUUAUUAUGGUAGGUCAAUAUUAUCAACCAAUGGAUAUCAAUUCGUGUAGAGCCAGUAUCAAACGACUAUCUCCUCAACCCGAAAAUGCAACUUUAAUCAGUUUAGAUGAUCGUUUGGAGAACAGUAAGGAUAUUCCCAAGCGAUGG
Molecule: messenger RNA, 550 nt
Organism: Dictyostelium purpureum
Lineage: Eukaryota; Evosea; Eumycetozoa; Dictyosteliales; Dictyosteliaceae
Exons: 3
Coding region: 44-307 (87 amino acids)
Molecular function (GO): calcium ion binding
Source: RefSeq, a predicted model, not a curated record